Messenger RNA from Lycium ferocissimum, 6813 nucleotides. RefSeq names its product protein PHOTOPERIOD-INDEPENDENT EARLY FLOWERING 1. Gene Ontology annotation, molecular function: histone binding; ATP binding; ATP-dependent chromatin remodeler activity. Bases 236 to 6367 code for a protein of 2043 amino acids. Gene Ontology annotation, cellular component: Swr1 complex. The transcript has 21 exons. Lineage: Eukaryota; Viridiplantae; Streptophyta; Magnoliopsida; Solanales; Solanaceae. The record is from RefSeq and is a predicted model, not a curated record.
GCUUAUUCAAAUGACACUUUUGCCCCACAUAUAAAUAGCGAAAAGGAGGGGUAAAUCUGGUUUCAGUCUCAUUCCAAACUUUCCCUUUAAUCGAAGCUCCGUCGCCAAAUUUUCUUCCCUCCGCCCACACCGCCGCCGAGCCGCCGCCGUUGCUGCCGACGUUGUUUUUCACUCGCCCCCUUUCUCUGGCGAUUACGUCUUCCUUUUCUGACAGAGGAAGCCGGAAUCAUGGUGUAUGUAUAUUGAGCUUAUCAUGGCUUCUAAAGGGUAUAAAUCUAAGCCGGACCAUGAAACACGUGUCCGACGUCAAAAGGGUCUUGAAGCACCUAAAGAACCUCAACGUCUAAAAACACACUGGGAUCAUGUUCUUGAGGAGAUGGUCUGGUUGUCGAAGGACUUUGAAUCAGAGAGGAAGUGGAAGUUGGCUCAAGCAAGGAAGGUUGCUAUACGAGCUAGCAAGGGAAUGCUUGAUCAGGCGACACGGGGAGAAAAGAGAGUUAAGGAAGAAGAGCAACGUCUGCGUAAAGUUGCACUCAAUAUCUCAAAGGACAUCAAAAAAUUUUGGUUGAAAAUAGAGAAGCUGGUUCUUUACAAGCAUCAGUUGGAGCUAGAUGAGAAGAAGAAGAAAGCACUUGACAAGCAGCUAGAGUUUCUUCUUGGACAAACAGAAAGGUACUCAACAAUGCUCGCGGAGAACCUUGUAAGUUCACCAAGUACUUGCAAACAAAAGAAUUCUUUGUCUGCACCAGAAGCAUUGAGAAUCCAGUGUAAAGAAGGGAGUGAAGGGGAUGUAACCAAUCGUGACUGUGUUGGAGAAAAUCUUCAACAUUCAACUGGUAGUGAUAUUGAUGACGACUUUGGUGUGCAAUCUGAAGACGAAAUGGAAGAUGACGAGCAUACUAUUGAAGAAGAUGAGGCUGUUAUAACUAAAGAAGAAAGGGAAGAAGAGUUAGCUGCCUUACAAAAUGAAAUGGAUCUACCUCUUGAAGAGCUUCUUAAGCGUUAUGCAGUUGGGGAAGCUAGCAGAGAUUGUAGCCCUGAGAAGAGUGAUGCAGAUGUUACAGUCAGUUCUGGCAAGGGCAGCGAUAAAUGUAGAGACGUUGAUGUUGCUACUGAGACCGACAAAGGCUGCACACCUGCAAUUUCGGGUCGUCGUUCUGUUGAAAGUAACGGCGUCUUUUCGGUUCCAAAUAUUCAUUAUUCUGACCUAGGGAAAGACAAGCGAAAAAGUCCUCCAAAGAAGUAUCAGGAGUUGCACAGAGUUAAUUUGUUAGGUGAUUUUAAUGAUGAACAGGAUGAUGAUGAUUAUGUCCUUGCUGUUGGUGAAGAUAAAGGAUACAAUAUGGAUGAUGAAACAACUUUGUUAGAGGAGGAGGAGUUGGCAAAGGCAGAGGCAAAUGAUGCUGCAGAUGAGAUUGCACUGUUGCAAAAGGAGAGCGAACUUCCUUUAGAUGAGCUCCUUGCUAGGUAUAAAGAGGAUUUUGAUACUGAUGAAAAUGUGGGGGAUGAUUCUGAAUCAUAUGCGUCUGCUUCUGAUGAUCUUUUGGAAUCACCAGCACACAAUGAAUCUGAACCCAGUCGAGUAAAUGAUGGACCGUGUGAUGUAAUGCCCACUACAGUUGCUGAGAAGGAAGAAAAGGAAGUUGAAGGUGUGGAUAAAACAGAGGAAGAGAGGGAGAGUGAGGAUAUAAUUGCUGAUGCAGCAGCUGCUGCCAGAUCAGCACAACCAACGGGUAGUACCUUCUCAACAACCAAAGUGCGGACUAAGUUCCCCUUCCUUCUAAAAUUUCCCCUCCGUGAGUAUCAACAUAUUGGUUUGGACUGGCUUGUAACCAUGUAUGAGAAGAAACUUAAUGGAAUCCUAGCAGAUGAAAUGGGUUUGGGGAAGACUAUCAUGACAAUUGCUCUUCUUGCUCACCUAGCAUGUGAAAAAGGAAUUUGGGGCCCUCAUCUUAUUGUUGUUCCAACUAGUGUUAUGCUAAACUGGGAGACUGAGUUUCUUAGAUGGUGUCCUGCUUUCAAAAUCUUGACAUAUUUUGGCAGUGCAAAAGAGCGAAAGAUUAAAAGGCAAGGCUGGUUGAAGCCAAACUCGUUUCACAUAUGUAUCACAACUUACAGACUCGUUAUACAAGACUCCAAAGUUUUCAAGCGUAAGAAGUGGAAAUACCUGAUUUUAGAUGAAGCUCAUCUAAUAAAGAAUUGGAAAUCACAAAGAUGGCAGACGCUUCUGAAUUUUAACUCAAAACGGCGUAUUCUUUUGACUGGUACGCCAUUGCAGAAUGAUCUCAUGGAGCUGUGGUCCCUAAUGCAUUUCUUGAUGCCGCAUAUUUUUCAAUCUCAUCAAGAAUUCAAAGAUUGGUUCUGUAAUCCUAUUUCUGGAAUGGUUGAGGGACAAGAAAAGGUAAAUAAGGAAGUUGUUGAUCGCUUGCAUAAUGUCCUUCGCCCCUUUAUUCUCCGCCGUUUGAAAAGGGAUGUGGAGAAGCAGCUUCCUUCAAAACAUGAGCACGUUGUUUAUUGUAAGCUCUCAAGGAGGCAGCGUAACUUGUAUGAAGACUUUAUUGCUAGUUCGGAGACACAAGCCACUCUAGCUAGUUCAAAUUUUUUUGGGAUGAUAAGUGUUAUAAUGCAACUUCGCAAAGUGUGCAAUCAUCCUGACUUAUUUGAAGGACGUCCAAUAGUGAGCUCUUUUGAUAUGAGUGGUAUUCAUAUGCACUUGAGCUCUACCAUUUGCUCGAUGCUUUCGCCUGGUAUAUUUUCAACUGUCAACCUUGUAGCUUUGGGAUUGUUGUUUACACAUCUUGAUUUUUCAAUGACGUCUUGGGAGAGUAAUGAUGUUCAAUCCAUUGCUACCCCAUCAAGCUUGAUUGAGGGUCGUGUGUCUCUGAUUCAUGGUGAAGAAACUUCACAAGGACUUAAACGGAAUAAGAAGUUUCACGGAACAAAUAUAUUUGAAGAGAUCCAAAAGGCACUUGCUGAGGAGAGACUGAGAGAAGCAAAGGAGAGAGCAGCAUCUAUUGCAUGGUGGAAUUCCAUUAAGUGUAAGCGGAAACCUGUAUAUUCUACAAGUAUUCGGGAGAUUGUUACUGUGAAACAUCCAGUCCAUGGCAUUUACUGUCAAAAAAGUAAUCCCUUGUCAUUCUUGUACUCCACUAGGCUUGCGGAAUCAAUACUGUCACCAGUUGAGAGAUUCCAAAAAAUGGUUGAUCAGGUUGAGACUUUUAUGUUUGCAAUCCCUGCUGCACGUUCCCCAGCACCUGCUUGCUGGUGCAGUAAACCAGGAACUUCCGUAUUUUUCAGUCCGACCUUUAAGGAGAGAUGUUCUGAGGUUCUUUCUCCUCUUCUCACUCCUUUUCGUCCAGCCAUUGUUAGAAGGCAAGUCUACUUUCCAGAUAGGCGGCUUAUACAAUUUGACUGUGGAAAGCUGCAGGAGCUUGCAGGCUUGUUGAGGCGAUUAAAAUCAGAAGGUCACCGUGCAUUAAUUUUCACCCAAAUGACAAAGAUGCUUGAUGUUUUAGAAGCCUUCAUUAAUUUGUAUGGUUACACUUACAUGCGUCUGGAUGGUUCUACUCCGCCAGAAGCGAGACAAACUUUGAUGCAACGUUUCAACACGAAUCCAAAGAUUUUCCUUUUUAUUUUGUCAACCCGUAGUGGUGGAGUUGGCAUCAACUUGGUGGGUGCAGACACAGUCAUCUUUUAUGAUAGUGACUGGAACCCAGCGAUGGAUCAACAGGCUCAAGAUCGCUGUCAUAGAAUAGGCCAGACUCGUGAAGUACACAUUUACCGGUUGAUAAGUGAGAGCACAAUUGAAGAGAAUAUUUUGAAAAAGGCAAACCAGAAGCGUGCUCUGGAUGAUUUGGUUAUACAGCGUGGAAGUUACAACACUGAAUUCUUCAAGAAGCUGGAUCCAAUGGAAUUGUUCUCAGGCCACAGAACAGUUUCCUUAAAGAAUAUUGAAGUAGAGAAGAAUAGCAAUGUCACUGAGGUUCAGCUUUCUAAUGCUGACGUGGAGGCUGCUCUGCAAAAUGUAGAAGAUGAGGCAGAUUACAUGGCUCUGAAGAAAGUUGAAGAGGAAGAGGCAGUAGACAAUCAGGAGUUUACUGAAGAAGCAAUUGUCAGGUUGGAAGAUGAUGAACUUGGUAAUGAUGAUGAGACGAAGGCUGAUGAGCCUGCUGAUCAUGAAGCCCUAGUUACAACAUCAAGUAAAGAACUUGUGGCAGAGGGAAAUGUUAGCAAUCCAUUAAAAGAACAAGCAAUUACUUUUGCUGGUAAAGAAGAUGACAUUGACAUGCUGGCCGAUGUCAAACAGAUGGCAGCAGCAGCAGCUGCUGCCGGACAAGCUAUCUUGUCUUUCGAGAGUCAGUUACGUCCAAUUGAUCGGUAUGCUGUUCGUUUUCUGGAGUUAUGGGACCCUAUCAUAGACAAGACAGCUAUUGAGUCACAAGGUCAUUUUGAAGAAACUGAAUGGGAAUUGGAUAGAAUUGAAAAGUUGAAGGAAGAUAUGGAAGCAGAGAUUGAUGAUGAUGAAGAGCCUUUAGUUUACGAGAGAUGGGAUGCUGAUUUUGCUACUGAGGUAUACAGACAGCAGGUUGAGACUUUGGCUCAGCAUCAGUUGAUGGAGGAACUGGAAGCUGAAGCUAAAGAGAAAGAACUUGCAGAAUAUGAGAACUCCAUGGGGCAUACAUCUUCUGUUCCAAAAACCAAGUCAAAGAAGAAGGCAAAGAAAACAAAGUUCAAAUCUUUGAAAAAAGGAGGUCUAGCUUCUGAACGUCAAGCUUUGAAGGAAGAGUCUUCGAUAGAGUUGAUGCCCAUAGAUGACGAUAUUCUAUCCAGUGAGCCAGUUACGACGCCGGAUUCUGCUCAAGAGAGAAAACGUAAACCAGCAAUAUAUGAUGAGGAUGCAAAAGGCGCCAAGAAGUCUAAAAAGCUGAAGAAGUCUUCUGAGGUAUCUUCUCUGGUACAUUCAACAUAUUAUGGAAAGCGGCAGGUUGAAUCUAAGGAAUUGAAGUAUGAUGUUGGCACCAUGGACAUCGAACUCAGACCAAUUAGCAGAAGCAAGAUGGGAGGAAAAAUCUCAAUCAAUCCAAUGCCUGUAAAGCGAGUUCUUACUAUUAAAUCAGAAAGGCCGAUUAGGAAAGGUAAAACAUGGUCUAAAGAUUAUGUUCCAUCAGCUGAUUCAUGGUUGCCACAAGAAGAUGCUGUACUUUGUGCUUCUGUUCAUGAGUAUGGUCCUCACUGGAGCUUGGUGAGUGAUAUCUUGUAUGGAGUGACUGCUGGCGGAGCUUAUAGAGGAAGAUAUCGUCACCCUCUUCAUUGCUGUGAGAGGUUUAGGGAACUCAUACAGAGAUAUGUGUUAUCUGCCGUAGACAGUGUUAAUGAUAGAUCCAACAAUACUGGCUGUAUGAAAGGUCUUCUCAAAGUGACUGAGGAAAAUGUCCGACUGGUGUUGGAUAUUGCAUCAGAGAUCCCAGAUCAUGAGCGGCUUGUUCAAAAGCAUUUCUUUGCCCUUCUUUCCUCUGUGUGGAAAGUACAGAAAAGCCACACAAAUACAUCCUCAUCUACCCAGAAUGGAUUCUAUCAUUCUGGAAGUUUAUUUACACCAAUUAUGAACCGUGUUUCGACGAAUUGCUCAAUGGGUCCACCUGUAAAGAGGUUUUCUAAUUUAAGUGUAUGUGCCAAGUUAGUAGCAGCUGCUCUCUCUGACCAGCAGAGUGCACAAAGGGAUGAGAGAGUCUCCAUUGGUGACCAGAGAGAAGAAGCUUCUUUUCCUGCUGAGCAUUUGGAUAUUACACUGGAAUUUGGGGCAGAAAAAGAUGAUAAGACAAUUCCCUUGCCAUCUCCCAUUACUGUCAAAAUACUUGGUCCUGAAUCUCCAGUGUCUCCAAGAAUGACAAUAGCUGACCAUCAUCAUUUCAAGUCUUCCCACAUUAUGGCUGAAAACCGAUUCUGGGCUGCAUCAAGUAGUGAAGGCUGUUUAGAUUGGGCUUCCCUUGCUUUCCCUAUUGGGGAUGCCAAGUCACGUACUCCAGUGAAAUCACAAUUUCUGGGGAAGCAUAAGCCCUCUGAUUCAGUGAAGGUUUCGAAAUCUAAGUCCAGAAAGAUUUCAAUCGAAUCUAGUGAUGUUGGCCGGACCAAGGAUCUAGUGUUGCCGCCAGUGCCAUCUGUAUCUAAUGAUUCCUAUCCAACAGCUGAUGUGGGAUUAUCAUUUCUUAUAGAAAGUGGAAAUGAUUUUGAAGAUAGGACCAUGUUAGACCUAAAUUCGGAAUUUAAUGCGGGGAGUGAGGAUGUAUUCCGACAUGAAUAUGUUCCUGACUUUAUAUCGGGACUUGAUGAUUGGUCAGUGUUUCCGGAGUUCACAGAUAUCGGGUAGCUAUCAAAAUGUGAACUAUGAUAUCACCUGAUCGUCUAAGGUGGCAAUUUGCUCUCAAAAUUGGAAGCAAGCAUGUCUUGGGCACCAAGGCUUGGAAUCAUGAAGGUGCUCUCGGGGGUUCGAUAAGGGGGGGAAGAUCUCGUUUGUUAGAUGCCGAUGAAGAGACAAUUGGUUUGCCAUGGCAGCACUUAUACAUGCCUGGACAUUGAUGGUCAGAGGUAUUUGUUGGACGUGAUAGACGUAGGGAUGCUCUGCAUAGGAAAUGUAAAAAAUUAGCAAUUCAUGUAAAGUAGGGGUGUAGGCUGCUUAAUUUUUUCAUUAGUGGGAAAUCUGUGCUUGCAAAUUUUGGAGGAUGCAGUCAAAUUCAUUUGUGUAGGCACAUUUCCCUCUUAGAUUUCGGCAAAAAUGUAGUGGUUUAGUUAUUGAAAUGAAAAGUUAUUUCUACA